UCGAACACAGCAUGGCACGGGAGUGGCAGCAGCAGCAAUAACAGCAAGGGACAACCAGCAAGGGCGAAUCAACCGAGCGCUUUUUCCAGACAGGCACAGCAAUGGUGGCAUGGCAUGGGAGGGACUACAGGCGAGGUCAAGUCAAUCGGGUCGUCUUGUAACG
Molecule: messenger RNA, 163 nt
Organism: Closterium sp. Naga37s-1
Lineage: Eukaryota; Viridiplantae; Streptophyta; Zygnematophyceae; Desmidiales; Closteriaceae
Source: the annotation of a GenBank genome assembly